AUGCAUGCGCGCGCGCCCAUGUCCUCCUCCUCUGCUCUCCCCCUCCCCCUCCCCUUCUUCUUCUUGCACCUCCUCCUCCUCCUGUUUCCGCCAUGCUGCACCGGCUGCUCCCGCCACCUCCUCCUCCACGCCGGCGCCAACUCCUCCUCCUCCUCCUCUCUCGCGGACAUGCUCCAGGUCCAGGCCGGCGACGGCGCCAACGUCACCGACGGCCUCAGGCGCUACCUCGCGCGCUUCGGCUACGCCUCCGUCCCUGACGACGCCGACGGCCAGCUCGUGGUGAGGCUCUACCAGUCCACCCUCGGCCUCCCCGUCACCGGCCGCCUCGACAACCGCACCCUCGACCUCCUCGCCACCCCGCGCUGCGGCGUCCCGGACCUGCACCUCCAACCGAACGCCACCGCCCGCUUCGCCUUCUUCGAGGGCCAGCCGCGCUGGGCGCGCCAGCCGGGCCACUUCCUGCUCACCUACGCCGUCGUCUCCUCCUCGCCGCCCUACCAGCCGCUCCCCCUCCCGCGCAAGGCCGUGCGCAGGGCCUUCCGCCGCGCCUUCGCGCGCUGGGCGCGCGUCAUCCCGGUGCGGUUCCGCGAGACGCGCGACUACAACAUGGCGGACGUGCGCGUGGGGUUCCUCGCCGGCGACCACGGCGACGGCGAGCCCUUCGACGGGCCCCUCGGCGUGCUCGGCCACGCCUUCUCCCCGCCCAGCGGCCAGCUGCACCUCGACGCCGCCGAGCGCUGGGCCGUCGGAGACAUGGCCGACGCGGACGCCGGCGCCGUGGACCUCGAGUCGGUGGCCACGCACGAGAUCGGCCACGUUCUUGGCCUGGCGCACUCGUCCGUCCCGGACGCCAUCAUGUACCCGAGCCUCAAGCCGCGGACCAGGAAGACGGAGCUGACCCUGGACGACGUCCGCGGCGUGCAGGCGCUCUACGGCUCCAACCCGCGGUUCAGCCUCAGCUCCCUCUCAGAGCCCGACACCUCCUCCGCCUCCCCCGCGGCGGCCUACACCAAUACCAGGUCGCCCGGGAAGACGACGACGGCGACGGCCAUCCCGCUCCUAUUGCUCGUCGCCAUCACACUCCUCUGCUAG
This is a messenger RNA of Triticum turgidum subsp. durum (durum wheat), 1092 nucleotides long. NCBI's taxonomy places the organism in Eukaryota, Viridiplantae, Streptophyta, Magnoliopsida, Poales, Poaceae. The record is from the annotation of a GenBank genome assembly.